This is a messenger RNA of Neltuma alba, 1573 nucleotides long. Its product is annotated as RHOMBOID-like protein 5. The transcript has 5 exons. Gene Ontology annotation, biological process: proteolysis. The record is from RefSeq and is a predicted model, not a curated record. Gene Ontology annotation, molecular function: serine-type endopeptidase activity. Bases 109 to 1248 code for a protein of 379 amino acids. Gene Ontology annotation, cellular component: membrane. Lineage: Eukaryota; Viridiplantae; Streptophyta; Magnoliopsida; Fabales; Fabaceae.
CCCCCUCUCUCCUUCUCAUGUCUUUCCCACUCCUAAUAAUCGGUGCAGCUUAGCGACCUAUAGUCGCCGCCGCUUUCCAGCGACGGAAAAGCUGCACUCUUUUCUUCCAUGGGGAAAAACCCUCCAUCCCCGCCGUCCGAAAUUGAGACGGCUCACGGAGGCCACAAGGGCCGGCCAUCCCCUCCCUAUGACGUUGAGACGGCUCACGGAGGCCGCAUGGGCCGACCAUCGCCUCCCCAUGACGUUGAGACCGCUCACGGAGGCCGCAAGAGCAGAUCGUCGCCUCCCUACGACGUUGAAACGGCCCAUGGAGGUCGCCAUGGCCAACCGUCGCCGUCAUCUGAUAUGGAGACGAGACGCGGGCAUCGAAAGAGCCGAUCAGAAACCCCGCAACCAACACCGCGUUUUUCCCCACCGCUUCCGAAGCCGUGGUUCCCCUGGCUUGUGCCGCUCAUAUUUGUGGUUAAUGUGGCACUGUUUUGGUAUUCGAUGUACUACAAUGAUUGCCCUGCAAAAAUAGACAAAGAUCGCAAAUGCCUCCUCCCAGAAUAUUUGGGAAGGUUCUCUUUCCAACCAUUCAAGGAGAAUCCCCUCCUCGGACCUUCCACCAGCACACUGCAAAAUUUAGGAGCCCUACAAAAGGAAUUAGUGGUGGAGGACAACGAAGGAUGGCGCCUGAUAACCUGCAUGUUUCUUCAUGCUGGUGUUAUACAUUUAGUCGCCAAUAUGUUUAGUCUCUUAUCCAUAGGAAUCCGGCUUGAGCAGGAAUUUGGAUUCAUUAGAAUUGGAUUAUUAUACACACUUUCUGGGUUCGCGGGAAGCUUAAUAUCAAUGUUGCAUUUGGAGGCAUCUGCAAAACCAACCAUAUCAGUUGGUGCAUCUGGUGCCCUUUUUGGACUCCUUGGGGCCAUGCUUUCUGAGCUUCUAACGAACUGGACAAUUUAUGAAAAUAAGUGUGCAGCUCUUAUAACUCUUUUGGUCAUUAGUGCCUUAAACUUGUCACUUGGAUUUCUGCCUCGGGUUGACAAUUCAGCUCAUGUUGGAGGGUUCUCUUCAGGAUUCCUUCUGGGGUUUGUUCUUUUAAUGCGUCCUCAAUAUGGAUAUGUAAAUCGUAAGCAUAUUCCUCCAGGAUAUGAUGUCAAACGUAAAUCCAAGUUCACCUUCUAUCAAUAUCUCUUAUUUGCCAUGUCCUUAAUCAUCUUAAUUGUUGGAUAUGCGUAUAGCUUAAUUAAGCUAUUCAAGAAAUAGGCUAUGGAGAAAAAGUUGAAUGCUGGGAAGAGACUCAGAAUGCUUUUUUCUUCAAAAUUGCAAGUAUUAAUCCGGAAUCUCCCUGUUCAGAUGUGUAUAAAAGAAUACAAGUAUUUAGGCCCCAAACUUGAAUUUACAUAUAGAUGCUUCGUAGUUUGGAACCUUUUUCCUGUUUUCUUUCUUCUGGUACAUGCUUCUUCAUAUUAUUCACAGAAGCAAUAUAAACAAAAUCUGGACUUUUGAAGCUUGCACCAAUUCUGAGAUGAUUUCGCGCGCUGUACAGUUAAUUAGGGAAAUGUCACCCCAGGCUCCUUCUAUACUUUAA